Molecule: messenger RNA, 949 nt
Organism: Paramecium octaurelia
Lineage: Eukaryota; Ciliophora; Oligohymenophorea; Peniculida; Parameciidae
Source: the annotation of a GenBank genome assembly
AUGCUUUAUAUAUUUACACAAUCUGAAUUUCAAAAAACGAUUCAGAAAAGCCACGGACUAAAAAAUUUGGGUCAUGCAUGCAAUACUCGAUCUAUGUAUCACUUAUCUAAUUAUUUGAACAUUCGUCAGGUUAUAUAAAUAGGGUUUAAAUGUGUAAUGUUUAAAUUCAUCAAGCUUCUUAACCUUAUAUAAGAACUUAGGUUGAAUACUGCAUGGAAAGUAAUCACUAUCGUUAACCUUUUUACCAUUUAGAACUACUUAUAGGUAAUUUAAGAUAAUGAUUGCGAAGUUUUGAUAGAUAAUGAAUUUGGCUCAAUAACUUUUCAAGUAACAAUUUCAAUUUAUCAUCCAGGUAUAAAAUGAAUUGAAGAUUUAAGUAUAAGGCACUGAAAAUAUAAGUUUGUCAGACCAGUAUUAUCACAUUGCAUGUUUUGAAUCAGGCAGAGCCAAUUAUUCUGGUCUAACUCAAAGCUUGGGAACUUAAUAAGUAAUUAAUUUUUUAUACACAAAUUUAUAUAAUAAACGUAUUGAGUUAAGCUUUUGUCAUAGUUCAGAAUCUAUAAAGAAACUCUUUAAGAAGUGUUUUGAUUACUAUUUUAUUUUCUAUAAUUUGAAGCUUUCGGAUAAACAUAGACUAUAAUUAUUCUUAAGUAAUAAAUAGUUUUAUGUAAAUAAAGCUGAUAAUGUGUUCUCAUUAGUUCCAAUUUGGCAUGACUUGUUUAAAAUCAAAAAUAUCAUGACUUAGAUUGAUUUUUAAAUUUUGUUUCAAAAGAAAAUGAGAAUAUAUAUAGGAAUACUUGUUAUUAUUGAUGAGGUAUUUCCGUUACUUAUUUUAAACUACAGAUAUGCAAAGAUCUUGUCACCUCUAUAAUCCACACUUCUGCUCUUAGAGUGUUAUAAUUAAAAAAUUAAAGGAUUUCAAAAAGAAAGAUAUGAAUAUUAUGGUUGA